Lasiodiplodia theobromae is the source of this 1587-nucleotide messenger RNA. Its product is annotated as Sugar/inositol transporter. Gene Ontology annotation, biological process: DNA-templated transcription; positive regulation of transcription from RNA polymerase II promoter by galactose. Gene Ontology annotation, molecular function: RNA polymerase II cis-regulatory region sequence-specific DNA binding; DNA-binding transcription factor activity, RNA polymerase II-specific; zinc ion binding. Gene Ontology annotation, cellular component: nucleus. The record is from RefSeq and is a predicted model, not a curated record. The transcript has 4 exons. Bases 1 to 1587 code for a protein of 528 amino acids. Lineage: Eukaryota; Fungi; Ascomycota; Dothideomycetes; Botryosphaeriales; Botryosphaeriaceae.
AUGGGAAACUUGAUCGACGGUGGAAAUGAAGGGUAUCUUGGUGUCGCAUCGGGCGCGUCUUUCUUACAUCUCACCGAAGUAGGACAACCGCUUGAGAGCGAACAUACCGAAGACAGAGGACCAGCCAAUGUUGCUCCAGCACCACCUGUCCAGCAAAUUCCUCCGCCCUCUCAACUCGAUUCUUUCAUCGACGACUACUUCAGCAUUUAUCACCCUUCUUAUCCUAUCAUACAUGAGGCUACCUUCCGAGCCGAAUACAUGGAAGUCAUUCCACGGCCACCAGGCAACCUGUGGUAUGUUCUUCUUCAUGUCGUCUCGGCUCUUGGUGCGUGCACUUCCGGGAAGUAUCCAUCCGGCACAGAUGCCGCGCUGUUUGAGGCGGCGAAAAGCAGACUGUCUUUCGAUAUUCUGGAGACAGGAAGCAUGAUGCUCGUGCAAGUACUCGCCCUUGUUGCGAACUAUGUACAAAAGGCCAACAAACCGAAUUCCGGCUACAAUUACCUGGGCCUGGCCAAGCGCGUAGCGGUCGGCAUUGGGCUCCACAGGGAGUAUGCAGAUUGGACUGUCAGUCCUUGGCAGAUUGAAAUGCGCCGUCGAGUGUGGUGGGGCCUAGCUAUUUUUGAUACUGGCGCAUCCAUAACAUUCUCACGGCCAAUCGACCUGCCAGCAGGUGUGGAUGUUGGCCUCCCCAGGAAUUUCCGAGAUACGGACCUCACAAGAGCUUCCACUCAGUUUCCGGAUGAAGCUGCUGAGACGACAGUGUACACCAAUUUCCGCUGUCAAGCUCUUUUCAAUUUGGCUAUCCAGGAUAUUUUCGCCGCUCUCAUUAGCGGAACGUAUCCCCCACCAGAUGUGCUUCUCCGACUUGAUGACUCUCGCAUUGGAGGUUGGAUGGCAGAGCUCCCGCCAUAUUUCAAAGAGGAGGCAGCUCAAGCACCCAAGUUUGCCCUUUGUCAUGCCAUCUUGCAUCUGCGGUGCCGAAACUUUAGGAUAAUCAUGUAUCGACCGUUCGUCAUCAGAUCGGCAAUCCUUCAAAACAAAGCUCGCGCCGCAAGAUUCGAUGAUGAACAGUCUCAUCGAAGCGACCCUGCCUCCCCCAUCGGCCUGGCUAUCCAGCGAUGUCUCCAAGCAGCUGCCGAGACGAUCAAUACAACAUCGGCGCUGUGGUUUGGAGAGGGGAAUUUCAAUAACGCUGCCAACCACAAUACUCCUAUGGCAUGUUGGUACGGGAUAUAUUUUAUUUUCCAGGCUGUCAUCAUCCCCAUCGUGUCUCUGCGGAAUGAGCCGCAGUCCGAACGAGCGGACGAAUGGCGGCGGCUGGUGCAUCAAGCUGUGCGGACGCUGGAAGAUAUGGUGCAGAUCAAUCCGACAGCGGCGCGGUGCCUGCGUACCAUCGCGCGAUUGUGUGGGCCAUUUCUGUUGGGCAACGAGGUUGUCGCAACAGAAGAAAGUCCGCAGACUCAACUGAACGAUUUGAAUUCGCUGCUGUGGCCCCUUGACUCAACACAGUUUGGAUACGAGGCAAUACCGGGUGACGGGGGUAUCAGUGAUUUCUUCAAUCAGCUCCCAGGAUUCCAGUGGGAGUGA